AUGAGCUUUCUGGUCACAGAAGGAAUUAGACUCACUCUAUCAGUUCUUUGUCCCUUAUUGUAAAGUCUGAUUGCUAAUGGGAUUUUUUUUUUUUGAUGGCUGUCUUUACUGCUUGCAGCCACUGAUAUAGUAGAAUGCACAGAAAGAACUUCACGGAAGUGACAGAAUUCAUCUUCCUGGGAUUCUCUAGCUCUGGAAAGCACCAGAUCACCCUCUUUGUGGUUUUCCUAAUCAUCUAUAUUUUAACCCUGGCUAGUAACAUCAUCAUUGUGACUGUUAUCUGCACUGACCACCAUCUCCACACUCCCAUGUACUUCUACCUGAGCAUGCUGGCCAGUUCAGAGACUGUGUACACACUGGCCAUUGUCCCACGAAUGCUUUCCAGUCUCAUUUUUCAUAAACAGCCCAUCUCCCUGGCAGGCUGUGCAACUCAGAUGUUCUUUUUUGUCAUCAUGGCCACUAACAAUUGCUUCCUGCUCACAGCAAUGGGCUAUGAUCGCUAUGUGGCCAUCUGCAAACCCCUGAGGUACACGGUCAUCAUGAGCAAAGGAAUGUGUGCUCAGUUGGUAUGUGGGUCCUUUGGCACUGGUCUGGUUAUGGCACUUCUCCAUGUGACAGCCAUGUUCAAUUUGCCCUUCUGUGGCACAGUGGUGGAACACUUUUUUUGUGACAUUUACCCUGUCAUGAAACUUUCUUGCAUUGAUACCACUGUCAAUGAGAUAAUCAAUUAUAGUGUCAGUUCAUUUGUGAUUUUCAUUCCCGUGUGCUUGAACUUUAUCUCCUAUGUUCUCAUUAUCUCCUCCAUCCUCAAGAUUGCCUCAGCUGAAGGUAGGAAGAAGGUCUUUACCACCUGUGCCUCCCACCUCACCGUGGUCAUUGUCCACUAUGGCUGUGCUUCCAUUGCCUACCUCAAGCCCAAGUCAGAAAACUCUGUAGAAAAAGACCUUCUUCUCUCUGUGACUUACAUCAUCAUCACUCCCCUGCUGAACCCUGUCAUUUACACUCUGAGGAACAAGGAGGUCACGGAUGCCCUACGGAGAGCUGUGGGCAAAAACGUCCCUUACCACAUUGAAUCAUUUUUUUCAGGAGACCUUUAG
This is a messenger RNA of Loxodonta africana (African savanna elephant), 1097 nucleotides long. RefSeq names its product olfactory receptor 10J5. Gene Ontology annotation, molecular function: odorant binding; olfactory receptor activity; G protein-coupled receptor activity. The coding region runs from base 135 to 1097 and encodes 320 amino acids. Gene Ontology annotation, cellular component: membrane. Gene Ontology annotation, biological process: G protein-coupled receptor signaling pathway. The transcript has a single exon. The record is from RefSeq and is a predicted model, not a curated record. NCBI's taxonomy places the organism in Eukaryota, Metazoa, Chordata, Mammalia, Proboscidea, Elephantidae.